Fonsecaea nubica is the source of this 1854-nucleotide messenger RNA. RefSeq lists its product as hypothetical. The transcript has 5 exons. Bases 1 to 1854 code for a protein of 617 amino acids. Gene Ontology annotation, biological process: transmembrane transport. The record is from RefSeq and is a predicted model, not a curated record. NCBI's taxonomy places the organism in Eukaryota, Fungi, Ascomycota, Eurotiomycetes, Chaetothyriales, Herpotrichiellaceae. Gene Ontology annotation, molecular function: transmembrane transporter activity.
AUGACUUCUCACGCGGCUGUUGAGGGCGGUUUAGGCAAGGCUGCCCAGCCCAACGAAGCCGAGCUGGUCUCAGUCGAGGACAAGAGAGAACUGUCGAGUGAGAAGCAGAUUGAAGACGUUGACGGAAAUGACCAGAACCUCCACUACGACGAGGUGGAUGUCGAGCCAGAGCUUCAUGCGAGAACCUAUAUUGCCCUUUUUUCCAUGUUUCUCUUGAAUAUGGUUCAAGUUGUGGCGUUGCAGGGCCCUCCGGCUGUGCUCGACUUCAUCGGCGAUAGUCUCAACAAUCCUAAAACUCAGACCUGGGUCCCCAAUUCUCUUUCCCUUGUCCAGGCUGUCCUGGGUCCUGUCAUUUCUCUCGCAUCAGACACCUUCCAAGCUCGAAAGAGCAUCCUCGUGGGCUCAUGCCUCAUCUCUCUUAUCGGGGCUGCCAUCUCUCCGGGCUCAGGCAAUAUCUACAGACUGAUCGUAGGCCAAACAUUGAUUGGCUUUGGUUUCGCAGCAGUACCGCUCGCAUACUGUGUUCCCAGUGAAAUCUUACCGAGGAAGUGGAGGCCGAUGGCACAAGCAUGCAUGAACAUUGCUGCAUCUUUAGGUGCUAUUCUCGGGCCUAUGUCUAUCGGCGCUCUGACGAAACGUAAUGCAGAGGACGGAUGGCGCAAGUUCUAUUGGAUCCAAGUUGGCCUCUGGGGAGCCACCGCUGCAGGUAUCCUUGUGGGAUAUAGACCACCAAAGAGACACACCAGGCUCGACCACCUCUCUUUCUGGCAGAAACUGGGCCACAUCGAUAUCCCCGGCUGUUGUCUUCUUACCGCCGGUUUGUCACUGUUCCUCACUGGUCUCAAUCUCGGAGGUAACUUGUACCCUUGGACGAAUUCGCGGACACUCGCAACUCUCGUUGUGGGCAUUGUCAUUCUCAUCGCCUUCGGCAUCUACGAGUGGAAAGGCACCAAGACUGGGAUUAUGAACCACACUCUAUUUGGUGGGGGCAGAGCAGCGGGCCGCACAUUUGCCAUCUGUGUGGGCUUGAUCUUUAUUGAAGGCAUCCUGCUCUUCUCGUAUAUCGUCUUCUAUCCUGUCUUAACAACCUCGCUCUUCGAAACGGAUCCACUGUUGCUCGUGUCUCGAGAAAUGCCCUUCUGGGUUGCAGGCGGCAUCUCCACCGUGAUCUGGGGUUAUGCAAGCACCCGAUUCCGCACAAUCCGAGAACCACUCUUCCUGGGUUACUUGAUCUUUACUGGCGCAAUCAUUGGAUGGACUACGAUUCAGCCAAAGGAUAGCACUACUGCCGUUGUGAUGAGUGGUCUCGCGGGCUUUGGGUUUGGAGCACCGCUCAUCCUGAUCAUUGCCGGUGUCCAGCUGUCCACGCCACACAGCCUGAUAGCAACAGCAACAGCUGUAACAACCUCAUCUCGAGCAGUGGCAGCCACGGUCUUCACGGCCAUCUAUGCAGCUGCGCUGAACACUCGACUUGGCACUAAUAUACCCAACGGCGUCGCAGGAGCGGCCGCAAAAGCAGGUCUCCCAGCCAGUUCUAUCCCGACUUUCGUUGAAGCUUUGGCGGCGGGCAACACGGCCGCGCUGAGUAGCAUCCCGGGCGUGACUCCGGCCAUCAUCGCCGCUGGUGUCGCGGCGCUCAAGCAGGCGUUUGCGGACUCGAUCCGAGUGGUUUACAUUAUCGCCGCGCCGUUCGGGGCACUGGCGUGCAUCGCGUGCUUGUUCCUAGGUGACUUGCGCAAGACAAUGAACUAUGUUGUUGAUGCACCAGUGGAGGACCUGCACGCGAAGAAGCACACCCAUCAUCAUCACCACCAUCAUCACGGUGAGAGUCGGGAUACCGAGCACGAAGCGUAA